Megalobrama amblycephala (Wuchang bream) is the source of this 1012-nucleotide messenger RNA. RefSeq names its product hexose-binding lectin 4 (gene hbl4). The transcript is spliced from 5 exons. Gene Ontology annotation, cellular component: rough endoplasmic reticulum; multivesicular body. Bases 215 to 946 code for a protein of 243 amino acids. NCBI's taxonomy places the organism in Eukaryota, Metazoa, Chordata, Actinopteri, Cypriniformes, Xenocyprididae. The record is from RefSeq and is a predicted model, not a curated record.
UGUGCUAUUUGGAUUCAUCAAUGUAAUACCUCUACUUCACCUCUAAAACUGACACAAGUAAAAAAUAAAUCUAAAGAUGUUUCUUUUUUGUUUUGUCAUCGAACUCUGAUCUGGGUAUUACGUCACUGAAAUUUGGUGAGGGGUCCACAGUUGUGUUCACAUUUAGUGCUGAUCGCCUGAUCUGAAAUCUUGCCAUUUCCACAGUGAACAGCAGAUGGCGCUGUUAAAGCAUCACCUCUGGGCUGCUCUGCUCCUAAUGGAGUCUGUGCUGCUGCAAGCUGCUCCUGAAAGUAGUUGUCCAGCUUAUCCUGGAGUCCCGGGCACACCUGGACACAACGGCAGCCCUGGCAGAGAUGGAAGAGAUGGGUUUCCUGGACCGAAAGGGGAAAAAGGAGAUCCAGGAGUUGGUGCACAGGGACCCCCUGGGAAAAUAGGACCCCCUGGUGCUGUUGGCCCUAAGGGAGAUAAAGGAAAUCCUGGUCUGCCAGGGACGGGUGUUCAAAGUGUUACACAACUUCAAUCAGACAUCAAACACCUAAAAGACAGACUCAAUGCAGUAGAGAAAGUCCUAGGAUUUCUCAUGAUCAGGAAAGUGGGACAGAAAUAUUACAUGACCGAUGGGCUAAAGGGAAAUUUUGAAAAGGCACUGAAGAUCUGCUCUGACGCUGGGGCUAAAAUUGUCCUGCCAAGAAGUGAAGAUGAGAAUAAAGUUAUAACAUCAAUGCAAGCUGCGCUAGAGUCUACUUACGUAUAUGCUGGUGCAACAGACAGAGAGAAAGAAGGGCAUUUUGUAGAUAUGAGCGGCCAACCUUUAACUUUCACCAACUGGAAGGAAAAUGAGCCCAACGAUUAUAAGGGGGCAGAGGAUUGUACAGGUAUUUACAAAAGUGGUAUGUGGAAUGACAUUAACUGUGAUUCAGUGUUGCAUGUGGUGUGUGAGAUGUGAAACAGAUUAUGAAUUGUUAUUGCUCUGAUGUUUGAAUGAUUAGGAAUAAAGAAAAUCUCAGAGUGA